GGACCGACCGCAGAACUACACUCCUCCUCCACCACCACCACCUCCCCUUCCCAAUAAACAAACGCAUCUCCUCUUCCACUUCUAAACACUCUGUCUUUGAUCUCAACGUACACCCACAAACCAACCCCAGCUUAGCCCAGCAGAAGACUCCGCCACUCCCACCCACCAACCCCACUAGCUGCGGCUCAACCCGCAGCAUCCGUCCGUCCCGCCUCUCCGGCUGCGGUUUAUCCUCACCAGAGACCACUACUGCUGCUGUUGCUGUACAAGGAUAGCUUGAUGACUUCCGCGGUGACCAUGGAAAAUGAUUCGGAACUGAGCCUGGUGUCGACGGAUACGCUCACGCCGUCUGCGUAUCUCGAGGACGACGCGCAGCUGGUGUCUACCAAUGAGCUCGCGCAUAUGGCGACUACUCCUGCUGCUGCUGAGAGUCAGAGUGCUGAGCAGAGCGCUGAGCAGAGUGCUGAGCAGAGCGCUGAGAGUAAACCAGACAUUUCAUCUACAGAGACUGAGGUUGCUGAGGAUUCUAGCGAAGCGCAAGACAGCAAUAUAGACAAAGAAGAAGACAUGCAUGAAUCUACACCCUCUCCAACGCAUAGCCACCACCACCACCUGCGCCUUCCGGACUUCAAACUCCCUUCAAUCAGCAUCCGCCGCCACCGCUCGAUCUCGACCUCCUCGACCAAAUCCGCAGCAGACGACGAGACCAAGACCGCAACCCUCAACCUCGAAUGGGAAGCCAAGAUCAUUGAAGAGUUUGGCUUCGAAGCUCACGAGUACCUCACCUCCCUCCUCGAACGCACCGAUCUCUCAAUCAACUCCUCCCCUGCCUCUUCUUCCACCGACGCCUGCCUGCGCCGCUGGGAAGCAAUCCACCAAGGCUUCAGCACGCAGUGGAAAUUCAACUUCCUCUCGCUGGAUUCCUGGGGCGUAGCCUGGCGCGGCAAAUACCUCGAGCCGCGGCCGAACCCCGAGUCAGUCUGCGGUGUCGCGCUCGAGAUCGUCGACCAGGAUAUCUGCUGGUACCAUGUAUUUCGAAACAUCCGCGUCGCGCCGGGAAGAUAUCAGCUACAAUGGCGGUUUAAAUACGACUGCGAGACAAAGGAUAAAGGGCCACGGAUCGACCAGAAUUUCUCAUUCAACACAUACAUCUACGACUGCCCAUCACCACCACAAGAGCAGGAGCAGCAACAAAGCUGGAACCCGACCUCGACGCCAAAAACCCUGCUCUCGUCAAUAAACCUUCCCGACCUCGACGGCGUGCUCGACGACAAACCGGGUUUCCACACCGUUGCGUUUGCGGAGUUCGAUGUACCGUCGUCCGGCGUCCGUGGUCGCGAGUGGAGAAUGCUGCUUGUCGAAGUUCGCGAGACGGAUUUCCUGUUUCCAAAGACCGAGUUUGCACUGGAUCAAUUAACCCUGAAGCGCAUCCCUGAAACCCAGCAGACUGCAUCCCUCCCAACUCCAGUGGACGAGGGACCCGCGCAGGGUAGAUCGAGAAGCGCGAGCAAGUCGUGGAAGUCCCCGCCGGGGUGGAUCAGCACGCUUGUUCACAAGCAGGGUGCGUUGGUUGAGUAUGAGAAGCAGGUUAACGAGGUUGCGGACGCGUUGAGGAAGUUGGUGAAUAGCUUUGCGGAGAGUAGUCAGAUUGAGGAGUACGGCAACUAGCACUUGUAGGGCAGUCAGAUUGCCGAGUACGGCAAUUAGCAUGUAAAUAGCGUCAACAUAGUCAUUGUCAAUCGCAUCAUGCCCGCGUCCCCGUUGCGCGUGUUCUUCAACAACUCUUGAGAAGAGCAGUUAUAUCACUGAGUAUAGCAACUAGCAUUUGUAUAGCAUCGUCAUAGUCAUAGUCAUAGAUAUAACCUCAUGGAUGCGUUAAACCUCAUGGACGCGUUGCAAGUUGGUGAUAGCUUUCCGGAGAGUAGUCAGAUUGCCGCGUAUAGCAACUAGCAUGUAUAUAGCAUCGUCAUCUCAUAAACGUGAUAUAAACUCACGGACGCGUUGCAGGUUGGUGAUAGCUUUCCGGAGAGUAGUCAGAUUGCCGAGUACGGCAACAGCAUGUGUAUAGCAUCAUCAUCUCAUAGUGAUAGAUAUAACCUCACAGACGCGUUGCAGGUUGGUGAUAGUUUUCCGGAGAG
Messenger RNA from Myxozyma melibiosi, 2138 nucleotides. RefSeq lists its product as uncharacterized. The transcript has 2 exons. The record is from RefSeq and is a predicted model, not a curated record. NCBI's taxonomy places the organism in Eukaryota, Fungi, Ascomycota, Lipomycetes, Lipomycetales, Lipomycetaceae. Bases 280 to 1668 code for a protein of 462 amino acids.